GGUAGGCAUUUCCGUAUAUGGUGAAUUCCGAAAUCUCCCGUUGUCACUCUGGAGUUCUUCGUAUGGCCAAUCUCCUCGCUAUGCUCGACGGUUCGAUUCUCUCCAUGAUACAAUACCAGAUGCAUUAUCGAUUGCGAGGCUCUGUCCGUUCGUGAUCGGGAUGGAGAAGGGCGUCAAAAGAUGGGUAGUUGACAUUUCCGAUUGGAACCCUUCUCAGCCCGACUUCUUCUUUGCCAUGUCUGUUCUUCCUCAGCACCAGCACUCCUCCAUCACCAGGUCAGCUCAGCCCUGACCUCUCAGAUUUCUAAUUCUUAUCUGCAAUUCACACAUGCCCUUUUCUUGAUUCAUUCCAAACUGUCUAUCGGGAAGUGUUUGAGGGGUAAGUUUGCUUCUUGCUGGUUCUACUGCUCCGUUUGAUUGCUCAGAAACCGAAGGAAAAGAAAUCAAAACAACAGAAAAUCUGAAUCCCAUUUGCCUUCUUAUGCUUCCCGAUGAAGCGCGAAGCCGAAAACGCCCAACUGAUCUUUUUCGAUUUGUGAGAAUGGAGGAUAGAAAACGGGCGCUGGUGAGCCGUUUGCUUCAAUAUUCGCUUGUCCAUGAAGUGUUAGGAAUCCCAUCUGAUGAGAUUAGCAUUAACCGCACCGCUGAAGGCAAACCCUAUGUGGAAUGUGAUCAAAUGAACUUGGAAUUUCCCAAUUUUAACUUUAACACAUCCCAUCAUGGUGACUACGUGGCAAUAGCAUCUGAACCAAUUUGCCUUGUUGGUGUGGAUAUUGUUUCUCGUACCAUUCCGAAGAAUGAGGCAGUUCCAGAAUUCAUUCUAAAUUUCUCAUCCUACUUCUCAACUUGGGAAUGGAGUAAAAUAAUUUAUUCCAACAGUUGUGAUGAAAUGUUGAAUGAGUUUUACAGAUACUGGUGUCUGAAGGAAGCAUUUGUCAAAGCAAUAGGGACUGGAAUGUGGUAUAGGUUGGACAAAAUUGAGUUUCAUCACAACAGAUGGAGCGACAUAUUUGUUAAAAUUGAUGGGAGGGAGUUGGAGGACUGGAAAUUUUGGCUCUCUGAGCUGGGAAAAGGCCAUUGGGUUUGUCUCAAUUUUUUUCCAAUCCUCGUUUGCCCUUUUAACUUAUGGUUCUUCAAAGUGUUGAGGUGUGUAAGUUCUGUUUCACAAGGCAUUUUGAAUGUAGCAAGGGUUUGCUGUAGGUUGGCAGCGGCGGCUUACACAACUUGGGAUGAAGGAGAAAAUGUGCAUAUUGCCCUGUCAGCUAAUUUCUCUAGAAAAUUGCUGACAAGGAUAGCCAUUUUCCUUCACUUUUGGAGUAGUUUAGAUUGGUGUCAUUCGAAGCAGAGUUUCAUUUUGUUGCUUUUUCUUAGGCCAUUUGAGUCUUAAUCUUUCAACUUGCGUGACCCUUUUUUUAAUGCAAUGACAGGUAUCCAUUGCAAAGGGUCACCCAAGAGCUGCCACUGAUAGUUACAAGAGAACCCUGAAGCGGACGGAGUUUGAUGAGGAGGAGUAUCAUUUGGGUCUUCAUCUUCCAAAUGUAAGUUUUGAAUUGCAAACAGUAGACCAACUUGUUCGGUUGUUGCAGAGAUCUGAAGAGGACACAACCUAGUUGAUGCUAGUGGCCUGAGGUUACUCUGUUUUUUCUUUCUAUUUGCAAAGAAGAAAGUGAAAAUAAAAAAAGGUUUUGCUUCUCUCAAAA
Malania oleifera is the source of this 1700-nucleotide messenger RNA. RefSeq lists its product as uncharacterized. Gene Ontology annotation, molecular function: magnesium ion binding; holo-[acyl-carrier-protein] synthase activity. NCBI's taxonomy places the organism in Eukaryota, Viridiplantae, Streptophyta, Magnoliopsida, Santalales, Ximeniaceae. The transcript is spliced from 4 exons. The record is from RefSeq and is a predicted model, not a curated record. Bases 482 to 1387 code for a protein of 301 amino acids. Gene Ontology annotation, cellular component: cytosol.